AUGUAUGGGGCCCUUGAGACACUACUGCUAGCUUUCUUUACUGAGAUACUUAGGUACUUUGACGGGUCUUGGAAAACAGGAGUUUCCAAGAGGCGGAAAGUAUUUCACGAUAUGUCUAUAUCGGUAGCAGAUACUGGUAGUUCGAAGCUGCCUAAAAAUAUUCCUUCCAAGAUUUUUAUUGGGCAGUUUGGUGCAGAUGGUUGGGCUACUAAAAGCGGUACAAAGAUGCUCUCCUUUGGUGAUACCGUGAGAAUUGAGCGGCAAAGAAUGCGGAUGGGAGAAAAUGUACCAAGUGCUGGGGGAAAAUCUAAAGGAAAGGCGUCCGCUGCAGAGAGUUCACAACAGGUCGGAGCAACAGGUAGCAAGUCUAUACCACUGAGACAGCGCAAGACUCAGGAUAUUAUCGUUCGAUUUACAAACUCUAGGGGAGAGGAAAUAGGCAGGCUCUCCCAAGAUACGGCUAGUUUUAUGUCAACUUUAAUUGAUCAGAGAAUUGCAUUCUUUGAGGGAAUCUGCAUCCAUGCUGCGGAAAAGAUCCGGACAAAUGAUACAAUAGAUUUGCAGCUUAACUGCUAUUUGUUGAAGGAAUCGUUUGAGAAUAGCAGCUUUCGCCCUGCGGAUACGAAUCGAGUUGCGGAUAUUUUUGCUGCUAAAGAAACUCAAGACGAGAGAGUUUUAAGGUUAAGGCAAGUGGCAUUGGUGAAGCUUUUUCAAAGGAUGAAUCUUGAACCCAAAUCCACAAACCUGGUUACGCAAAAGCACAAAGCUGCGGGAAUUCUCCAAGCUGCGGAAAUUGCGGAGCAACACGAAAUUACAAAUAUUAGUACAGCAAAUAAAGCUCGUAAAACUGUUACAAGUAGCGCAGUUGAUGAGUCUGGCGAUGAUGAGAACUCGGUUGUCGAAGGAAAGGAGUUGGAAGAAGAUCAGCUCAAUGCGCUUUAUGAGAAAGCGCAAUCUUUCAAUUCCGAUACUCCAGAAUCGGAGCCUGCUGACACUUUUGCAAUGAGUUUACGUCGGUACCAGAAACAGGCCUUGCACUGGUUUCUGAGCAAAGAGAAAAGUACGGAUUAUCGCGCAAACGAGUCAAUCCAUCCUUUGUGGGAGGAAUAUGAAUGGCCGAACACGGAGGAGGAUCAUAAAAGGGCUAUUCGUGACUUGGGUCAAGAUAAAUUUUACGUUAAUCCAUAUUCUGGAGAACUCUCUCUCAAAUUUCCGAAGCAGGAACAGAAUUGCUUGGGUGGUAUACUCGCUGAUGAGAUGGGUUUAGGUAAAACGAUCGAGAUGUUAAGCUUAAUACACACCCAUCGUCCUGAGCCUUCGGGCCCUACCCUACCCCCGGCCAAUAGUUUCGGCAGACUACAAAGACAGAGCGAAGGAGUAGUGUCAGCGCCGCUUACAACACUCGUUGUUGCCCCAAUGAGCCUGCUAGCCCAGUGGGAGUCUGAGGCUGAAGUAGCUUCAAAACCUGGAACUUUAAAGACUUUGGUUUACUAUGAUUCACAGAAGAAGCAGAAUCUCCAAACAUUUUGUAAUGCUUCAAAUGCUGGAAACGUACCAAAUCUUAUUAUAACCAGUUAUGGAGUGGUACUUUCAGAGUUUGGCCAAGUGGUCGCUUCUGGCGGAAAGCGUGGAGCACAUGGAGGUUUAUUUUCUGUAAAAUUUCUCCGCAUCAUACUUGAUGAAGCGCAUCAUAUCAAAAACAGGACAAGUAAAUCAGCAAAGGCUUGUUAUGAGCUCAGUGCAGAUCAUCGUUGGGUCCUUACAGGAACGCCUAUCGUCAAUCGGUUAGAAGAUCUUUUCAGUUUGGUAAGGUUUUUACGAGUUGAACCUUGGAGUAAUUUUUCCUUCUGGAAAACGUUUAUCACAGUACCCUUUGAAGAAAAAGACUUCAUAAGAGCUCUUGACGUCGUACAAACAGUCUUAGAGCCGCUAGUUCUACGGAGAACAAAAGAGAUGAAAACUCUUAAUGGAGAGCCUCUUGUUCCUCUUCCUAAGAAAACAACCGAGAUUGUAUACAUAAAGCUUUCCAAAGCGGAGCUCGAUGUCUACAGGCAUAUUGAGGCUAGGGCAAGGAGCGAUCUUGCUCGCAGUAUUGAGAUGGGAACGGUUUUGAAGUCGUAUACUAACAUAUUUGCACAUGUUCUCCGACUUAGACAAGCUUGUUGUCAUCCGAUAUUGAUUAGAAAGAAAGAGAUUUAUUCGGUUCAAGAAAAUGAUGCAUUGCCUAAUCUUUAUGGUGCAAAUGCUCUCAAAGAGAUUAGAGAUAAUGUAGAAAACGAAUGUCCCAUGUGUCUAUCGGAUCCGAUACCAGACCAAACUGUGACAGGCUGUUUACACGCGGCAUGCAAAGGCUGUUGGGUUCAAUUGAUUGAGACCGCGAAGGCUAAGCAAGAACUGCCUAAAUGCGUAAAGUGUCGUGAGCCAAUCAAUGAGCGGGAUCUUUUUGAAGUUAUAAGAAAUGAAUCUCCGGCCGAGGAAGUUGGUCAGCCUGAAAACUCUCAAGGUCAAGCCGAUAUAACUCUCCGCCGAAUCAAUUCUCGCUCGUCUGCAAAGGUCGAAAUGCUCAUUGAGAAAUUGUCGGAGACUGAGAGAUCUUGCCCGGAAAGAAAGAGUUGUGUUUUUUCCCAAUUCACAACCUUCCUUGAUAUUAUAGAAAAAGAACUGCAGAGGCGUCGAAUCAAAUUUCUCCGCUUUGAUGGAUCGAUGUCGCAGCAGAAGCGCGCUGAAGUUGUUAGUACUUUCAAAAUGGACCAGGGCCCUAAUAUUCUCCUUUUGAGCCUUAGGGCUGGUGGAGUAGGGCUCAACUUGACAACGGCAAGUCAAGUUUUCAUGAUGGACCCUUGGUGGAGCUUUGCCGUUGAAGCCCAAGCGAUCGAUAGAGUUCACAGAAUGGGUCAAACCUCCGAGGUGAUGGUGUAUAGGUUUGUUGUUGAAGGCACUGUGGAGGAGAGAAUAGUGCAUACCAUUCAAGCAAGGAAGAAGUUUAUCGCCUCCUCCCUAGGAAUGAUGAAUGAUGAAGAAAAGAAGAAAGCAAAAAUGGAGGAUAUCAAGAUUCUGCUUGGCAGAUAA
Molecule: messenger RNA, 3069 nt
Organism: Tuber melanosporum (Perigord truffle)
Lineage: Eukaryota; Fungi; Ascomycota; Pezizomycetes; Pezizales; Tuberaceae
Exons: 9
Coding region: 1-3069 (1022 amino acids)
Molecular function (GO): zinc ion binding; nucleic acid binding; ATP-dependent chromatin remodeler activity
Source: RefSeq, a predicted model, not a curated record